UUUGAAUCUGAUUAGCCUUUGAAAAAUUGUUCCGUUAUUUUCAAUUUUUAUUUAUUUAUAUUUAGAUCUAAAGUGUACCGAAUAAAUUAAAUCAAAUUCAGACUCUGGACGUAGCCAUUAGAUCAAAAUUAGUGUUUCAGAAAAUUUUAUUUUGAUGUUGCUGCAGUCGAUAUUCGCACCACUUUGGCAACCAGUUAAAGACCAAUUGGGCCUAUUCCGUGCAUUGGCAACUGGUGGUCGGAUUCCGGGCACUAAUCUAAUAUUGAUGCCAGUCGCUGCCGGUAAAUGUCGCUUUGGAUUUGUGGAACAUUUUAUGAUGGCAUUAGCUGGCGCUUGGCUGCUGUUUUGUGUCAUCUACCGUGAGCUGAAGGAUGUGAAGCCAACGAAAAGACAACAGCACAAGCAGCCAUAUAGCGUGUGCUGCAUUGCAUGGAACGAAAGGGAUACGGAUACGGAUAUGGAUACGGAAACGACAAUAACGACGACCACGACAACAACAACAAUUACAACAACAACGACCACGGCGGAUACUGGCACAUCCAGCCAAACUGAGGAUACUGCCAACCAGACGGAUCAGAAUGAGGAAACAAUCGAUGGUCAGUUGAUGAUCCAUACAGAUGGCGUGUUGGGUGACGGGACGGAAGCGACAUUCUAUUGGGGAUGUCAUCAGCUGCAUAGGCCAGAGCCGAUAUUUCGAUUUACACGAUUACAGUUGGAGAAAAUGUUGCGUAUGGAUCAGGAUGAAAGCGAUGAUGAUUACGAAGACGAUUCUGAUGAUGAUAUUGUUCCAGAUAGCGAUGACAAGGUUGAUGAUAGUCAGAGCAAUAGCAAUAGGGAUAUGGAGGACAGAAAUUUAGAUAGCUAUGAAAGCAUCAAUGAAAAGUAAACAAAUAUCCGAUAUCAAUAGCUCCAGCCGCAGCCAGCAAAUAUUAGGUGCCUUUAGCUGCAAGUUGUCUGCAUAUGUAUGUGUCGUCGUCAUGAUGAUGAUGUAUGUAUGUCUAUGCGUGCGUCUCACAUUCAGCGCAUUCCAUUAAAAGAGGUGUAUGGUUACAGAAUAUGGGGAAGUAAUAGCAUAGUAGUAGUAAUAAGAAUCACAGUAUUAAUAGUAAGCGCAUUUUUGCAACAGAAAAGGAGAACGAACUCAGCUGCACGCUCUCGCAUAGGCUGAAAGAUAAACACAUGCAUGCGAACAAACACACACACUCAUAUAUAGGCAACAACACGCAGUACGCAACAACAGCACAGCACUAAAUUUGUUGAUAUUUGACAGAGAUUUUUCGAUCAGUUUUUUUUUUUUUUUUAA
Molecule: messenger RNA, 1303 nt
Organism: Drosophila mojavensis
Lineage: Eukaryota; Metazoa; Arthropoda; Insecta; Diptera; Drosophilidae
Product: transcription initiation factor TFIID subunit 11
Exons: 2
Coding region: 155-886 (243 amino acids)
Source: RefSeq, a predicted model, not a curated record